GUGGAGUUGAACAGAUGACUAAACCAAUUGAUUCGCGACGACCUUAGCUUGACUUCAUCCCCUGCUCACUUGUUAGGCUUUUCUUUCUUUCUUUGUUGAAUCCCUCGCUUCACUUCGCUUCAUCCAUUCAUCCAUUCAUGUCUUCUGCAAGAACCGACACAAGGAUCCAUGACGUGUUCCUAAGUUUUAGAGGCGAAGAUACUCGAGGAUCGUUCACUUCACAUCUCUAUGCUUCUCUUCAAAAUGCUGGAAUUACUGUUUUUAGGGAUGAUGUUUCUCUUAAAGGAGGAGAUCACAUUUCAACAACAUUAUCACACGCAAUUGAACAGUCUCGAAUUUCUGUUAUCAUUUUUUCAACAAAUUACGCGGAAUCGCGAUGGUGUCUUGAGGAGUUGGUGAAGAUAAUGGAGUGUCAGAGAACUAUAGGUCAAAUUGUUCUUCCAUUGUUCUACGGUGUAGAUCCAUCUCAAGUACGACAUCAAAUCGGUGACUUUGGAAAAGCCUUUCAAAGUCUCUUGAAUAAGAUUUCAAAGGUGGAGAAGGACGAAGACGAUUCAUUGAAAUGGAGAGACGCACUUCGUGAGGCAGCUGACCUUGCUGGAUUUGUAGUUUUAAAUUCCAGGAAUGAAACUAAAGACAUCAAGGAUAUUACUGAAAAAAUUACUCAUUUGCUUGACAAGAAAGACAUGUUCAUUGCUGAUAAGCCAGUGGGAAUUGAUUCUCGAAUGCAAGAUGUUAUUCAACGGCUAGACAUCCAACAAUCAAAUGGUGUAAUACUACUUGGGAUGUGGGGUAUGGGGGGAAUCGGAAAAACAACUAUUGCAAAAGCAAUUUAUAAUGAAAUCGGCCGCAAGUUUGAAGGGAGGAGUUUCCUUGCAAAUGUUAGGGAAGUUUGGGAGCAACCUACCAAACAAGUAGAUUUACAAGAACAACUUCUAUCUGAUAUCUUCAGAGGAACGACGACCAAGAUACAAAGUAUUGAUUCUGGGAAAAUUAUAUUAAAGGACAGGCUUUGUCAUAAAAGAAUACUUAUUGUACUUGACGAUGUGAAUGAGUUGGAACAGUUGGAUGCUUUGUGUGGAAGUCGUAAUUGGUUUGGUUUAGGGAGUAGAAUAAUUAUCACAACCAGAAAUAUGCAUAUACUCAGAGGGGAUAGAGUUGACGAAAUAUACUCAAAUAAAAAAAUGGAUGACAGUGAAUCACUUGAGCUUUUUAUAUGGCAUGCAUUCAAGCAAGUGAGUCCCAAAGCAGAAUUUGUUGAAAUUUCUAGAAAUGCCGUUAUGUAUUCCGCGGGAUUGCCGCUAGCUCUAGAAGUUCUUGGGCGAUAUUUGUAUGAGAGGGAUGUAACAGAAUGGAAAUGUGUACUGGAGAAACUCAAAACAAUUCCCAAUAAUAAAGUACAAAAUAAGUUAAAAAUAAGCUAUGAUGGUUUAGACGAUAAAUCCCAGAAAGCAAUAUUCCUUGACAUAGCUUGUUUCUUUAUUGGUAAGGAGCGAAAUGAUGUUAUACAUAUACUAAAUGGCUGUCGAUUGUUUGCUGAAGAUGGAAUAAGAGUCCUUGUUGAGCGUAGCUUAGUAUAUAUUGAUGAUGAUAACAAGCUUGGAAUGCAUGAUUUGUUGCGGGAUAUGGGAAGAGAAAUCAUUUGUAAUAAUCCACCAAAGGAUCCUGAGGAGCAUAGCAGGUUGUGGCUUCCUGAGGAUGUUGAUGGUGUAUUAGCAAGACAAACUGGAACAAAAGCUAUUGAGGGAUUGACUUUGAAGUUGCCAAGAGAUAGUGCAAAAUGUUAUAGUACUGUUGCAUUUAAGAAGAUGAAGAAACUCAGAUUGCUUGAACUUGCUGGUGUGCAGCUUGAUGGGAAUUUUGAACAUCUUUCAAGAAAUCUGAGAUGGCUUUCUUGGAAUGGAUUUCCGUUAUCAUGCAUACCUACAAACUUUUAUCAAGCAAAUUUAGUUUCCAUCGAGUUAGAAAACAGUAAUGUCAAAGAUUUGUGGAAAGAGACCCAGAGAAUGGAGAAGCUGAAAAUUCUUAACCUUAGUCAUUGUCAUUAUCUGACACAAACACCAGACUUUUCAAAUUUGCCUAAUCUUGAAAAGUUAGUACUCACAGAUUGUCCAAGUCUUUCUGAGAUUUCUCCUAGCAUUGGCCAUCUCAAUGAAAUUCUUCUGAUAAAUUUGGAAGAUUGUAUUGGCCUAUGUAACCUCCCAAGAAGCAUAUAUAAGUUGAAAUCUUUGAAAACUCUCAUCCUUACUGGCUGUUUAAAGAUUGACAAUUUGGAAGAUGACUUGGAACAUAUGGAAUCUUUAACCACUCUGCUUGCAAAUAACACUGCAAUAAAAAGAGUGCCUCUUUCAGUACUGAGAUCAAAAAGCAUUGGAUAUAUCUCUUUGUGCGGUUAUGAAGGAUUCUCACACGAUUUAUUUCCAUUUAUCAUUCAGUCUUGGAUGUCACCAACAAAUAAUCUGAUUUCCGCAGAUCAAAGAUCUUUUGAUCCGAUGCCAUCUUUUGAUUCGAUGCCAUCUUUUGAUUGUUUAUCUGAAUCUUUUAUGAUUUCGGAUGGACAUGCGUUGUCAUCUUAUUUUUCUUUAGAAGAACCAAAGAGUUGUCCAGAUGAACUGUCACCUCGUAAUGAAUAUAGAUCUUUUACACUUUUGGAUAAACUUAGUUCAGAUGAAGUUUGUAGUUCACAUGAACUGUCUUAUUUUUUAGAAGAACCAAAGAGUUGUCCAGAUGAACUGUCACCUCGUAAUGAAUAUAGAUCUUUUACACUUUUGGAUAAACUUAGUUCAGAUGAAGUUUGUAGUUCACAUGAACUGUCGUCUAUUUCCAACCAGCUUUCAGGGCUUCAAAGUCUAUGGAUAGAUUGUAGGUCGGAAUUUCAACUUUCUGAAGAUGCAAAGAUAAUUUUGGAUGCCUUACAUGCCACAAACUCUAAAGAAUCCGUACCGACUACAACUACAUCACAAGUAUCAAAUAUGACUACUUCUACAUUGGUUCAAAGCUGCAGUGAAGUGCACGUUUUAGGAUCAAAACAUUCCUUCAACUCUCUUUUAAUUCAAAUGAGAAUGAAUUGCAAACUCACCAACAUUCUCGAAGAGAUCAUUUUACAGAAUAUGGAUGUCAAUGGGAGUGAUGGUCGUUUUCUCCCCGGUGAUAGUUAUCCAAAUUGGUUAACCUUUAAUUCUGAAGGUUCUUCUGUAACUUUUCAAGUCCCUCAAGUGGAAGGGCGUAAUUUGAUGUCAUUGAUGUGCAUUGUCUAUUCUUCAACUCCGGAUAACAUAACAUCAGAUAGCCUUAUAAAUGUAUUGGUGAUAAAUCACACAAAGGCCACCAUUCAGCUCUAUAAGAGUGAGGCUGUAGUCUCUUUUGAAGAUGAGGAGGGGCAGAGGUUAAAAUCAAGUAUAGAACCUGGUAACAAAGUGGAGGUUGUUUUUGUUUUCAAGAAUGAUUUCAUUGCCAAAAAGACAGCAGCUUAUCUCGUAUAUGAUGCACAAAAUUUGAAUGCCGUUGCUAGUAGAUGUGAUGAAAAUGAACGCCCUGCUAAGAGAUUCUCUACUGGAGAGGAGCCCACUGAUGACUUCAAUCGGAACAGAAAGAAGAAAAAUCGAAUGGAAUGAAAAAUGGUAAAACAAUGGCUUGGUAAACAUCAAUUCUUAUGGUGCUUUCUUGCAAACAUUUGUAUUGGCAUCAAAUGUUUUUCAUUUUGGUUGAAGUUUUUUUAUUUUAUCCAUUGUAAUUUUUUGUAAUCCUAAAGAGAGAUAAAAGAUUAUAACUUAUGUUACAAUUCUCCAUAAAGCUUGUGGAAUUUGGGUUGGGACAUUUCCCUCUAACCAUACCAUCAGCUAUAGCAUUGAAAUGUUUUUUAACAAUUUGGACAGAA
Medicago truncatula (barrel medic) is the source of this 3877-nucleotide messenger RNA. RefSeq names its product disease resistance protein RPV1. The transcript has 5 exons. The record is from RefSeq and is a predicted model, not a curated record. Gene Ontology annotation, biological process: signal transduction; defense response. Bases 138 to 3614 code for a protein of 1158 amino acids. NCBI's taxonomy places the organism in Eukaryota, Viridiplantae, Streptophyta, Magnoliopsida, Fabales, Fabaceae. Gene Ontology annotation, molecular function: ADP binding.